This is a messenger RNA of Xenia sp. Carnegie-2017, 1111 nucleotides long. RefSeq lists its product as uncharacterized. The record is from RefSeq and is a predicted model, not a curated record. The coding region runs from base 95 to 700 and encodes 201 amino acids. NCBI's taxonomy places the organism in Eukaryota, Metazoa, Cnidaria, Anthozoa, Malacalcyonacea, Xeniidae. The transcript has 5 exons.
CAACGCAACAUUUGUCUACAGACAGUAAUUGUCAGAGGACAAGUUGUUAGUUGUUAUUACUUCAACUUGGAUAAAUACCUACGAAUCUUUAACAAUGUCUCUUAUCUUAAAAAUGUUUUUCGUGAACUUAUGUAUUUACAUUGUGUCCGGAAAACCAUCACGACAUAACGUGGAAAAAAGAUGGGCAUACAUCGAAAACGGUGAUCCACAAAUGAGGUCAAUACAUACAGACUGCAAGAAGAUCGUAAAAGAAUACAGUGAUGGAGAGAUGCCUUUUUAUGAGUACAAAGCUAAAAUGAAGAAGUGCACAGAACGUCAGUCGAGAACAAACAUUCCCAGUUAUGAUGAUUUGGAUGAGUUUACUCCUUCAUUCAACAUCCCACACCCACCUUCCAAAAGAUAUGAAGUGCCUGAAAAUUCACAUCAACAACUUCCCUAUGCUUACCCAAACUAUGCCUAUUACAGUAAUCAAUAUGGAGGACAAAAUUCAGGAUAUGGAACAAUUUACCAAAGGGCAAAUAUUGGCUUUCCCCAGUACCAAGCUCAGCCUUACCAACCAAACUACAACUAUUAUCCACAGCAACAGACCAGUAGACGAAGCCUUAUUCCAUUUUUUCCACAGGAACAAGAAAUGUCAACAUCAAUGUACGACACAAGUAUUGUUAAGAAAAAUGACAUACCACAACCUGACAGUAUUUGACUGAAAUCAACACAAAAUCAUGAUACAUUGUGCAAUGAUAUGAUAAAUCAGCCAUGUUGAAUCAUUAAUAUUGUAGAAAGGAUACCAAAUAAGGUGUGACCUCAAAUUUAUUUUGUACAAAGUUGCAUGGGUUUUGGUCAGAAAUGAAAAAAACAUCAAUAAAUCUUUGUUACAAUAAACUUUAAUGUUUAUAUUUACACUAUCUUCCACAUCAAGUUCUUGAUUGUCAAAGUUAAAAUUAGAUAAACAAUGUUGCUUUAAUGUAACCUUAUGUCAUGAACUGCAUCUCAACAUAACUUGCCUGGAAUUGUACAUACUAUGAUGGUUUAAAUACUUCAAUCAAAAUUCUUCCUUGACUUCUUUGUACAAGUAUCUGAAGGUCAAAAAGGAACUUCGUUGAUAUUUGAUGAA